Molecule: messenger RNA, 585 nt
Organism: Dendrobium catenatum
Lineage: Eukaryota; Viridiplantae; Streptophyta; Magnoliopsida; Asparagales; Orchidaceae
Product: gametogenetin-like
Exons: 2
Coding region: 1-585 (194 amino acids)
Source: RefSeq, a predicted model, not a curated record
AUGGUUGAACUUCCGGCUAUAAAAGGGCAGGCUGCGUUCUCGUUUACACCAUUCCUCCUCAAGCGAAGUUUCUCUCAAAAUUUCGGUGUUAAAGCUCAGAAGGUUGCCCCGGCCCCUCAGCGCCGACAGCCUGCUGCAGUGGUUCCACCUGUUCGUGUAGCGGUCAGGCGACCUGCGCCUGCCGCUCCUGUUGCACAAGCUGCCCGGGCCCCUCAGCGUCCGCAGCCUGCUGCUGUUGUUACUCCCGUUGUGCCGGCGGAAGUACCUCGCGUUCGGGUUCCCCCUCCCGCUUCCACUAGGAAGAGGGGAGCCCAGACCAAGGUGCCUUCGCCCUCUUCUGGCCGGAUUUCUAUUUUUGCUUGGCUUUCUCACCCCGAGACUGUCGGGCAGACCCCGGCACUUCCAGUCGUUCCUGUUCUCCCUGCCACCCAGGCAGUGGGUUCAGAUGUCCCCUCAACCUCAACCUCUGGCCUUGGGAGAAGGGCCCAGAGGAAUAGGAAUAGGAGGUUGCGGCUAGCUGCGUCAGAGGCAGAGAGGCAGCGGAUGGCAGAUGAUGUCGUUCACGAUGAGAUAGUUCAGAGGUAG